GACAGUGCGGGGCGCUGCUGGGACGGUACGCUGCUGGGACGGGGCACUGCUGGGACUCUGGGACGGUGCAUGCAUGCGGCUGAUGAAGCGGUAGCACAGAUGUGUGGUUGUGUGGUUGUGUGGUGCGAGCGAGCUGCGAGCGAGGGCUCGAUCCCGGGUUGCCGGAUCCGGAUAUAUAGGGUCCUCGCUGGGUGGGGUUGUUGUUGUUGUUUUGGUGGUGGUGGUGGUGGUGGUGGUGGUGGUGGUGGUGGUGGUGGGGUUCAUGAGGUCGGCUCGAUCUGGAUUCAGGAUUCAGGAUUCUGGACUGGACGGUGCUGGUGCUUGUUCAUGUUAAGACGAGGGAGGACUGUAUCGGAAAGUCGAGUUGUGGGGUGUAUACUACCGGUAUUGUGGCUGCUCGUCGUCAAAGACCUCAAAGUUUCCCCAGGGCUCGGGACAAGUAUGCAUAGCAAAACAGUUGCAACAAUUACCAUUCACCGCUCUCCAUUUUUACCAGCCGACCAGCCAAACAAAACACAUCAUAUCCACAUCGAGCCAGUGCCCCAGUGUCCCGUAUCCCAGUGUCCCAGUUCCCUCAGGGCCUCUGCACCACCAGCUCCAAGCUCCAAGCUCAUUAGGUACAUGCUCGUAACGACUAGCUAGAGUAGAGUAAAUCCAGCCAUCGGUUCAUGCAUGCAUCGGUCGAAUCAAGCAUCGCUCAUUAUGUCAUCACCCAUCCCCCACCCCCCAC
Tricharina praecox is the source of this 730-nucleotide messenger RNA. RefSeq lists its product as uncharacterized. The transcript has a single exon. The record is from RefSeq and is a predicted model, not a curated record. Lineage: Eukaryota; Fungi; Ascomycota; Pezizomycetes; Pezizales; Pyronemataceae. The coding region runs from base 70 to 642 and encodes 190 amino acids.